Nematostella vectensis (starlet sea anemone) is the source of this 2301-nucleotide messenger RNA. Its product is annotated as N-acetylglucosamine-1-phosphodiester alpha-N-acetylglucosaminidase. Bases 213 to 1922 code for a protein of 569 amino acids. The transcript is spliced from 9 exons. The record is from RefSeq and is a predicted model, not a curated record. Lineage: Eukaryota; Metazoa; Cnidaria; Anthozoa; Actiniaria; Edwardsiidae.
UUGUAAACAACUUACUCUUUUAGCGCCAAGAUCGUCAUCUGUCCUGUCAAAACAACAGUUCGCUAGACUUCCUUGAUUGUGUUGUGUCGCUAUUUCGUGACGUCUCGUAUUUCUCGGGUCACUAUGCAUCACAGCGUGUUAUCUAUUGAGGAACUUAAACCUCGGACUGCCGUAUUCUCUAAAUACCGAGAUGCAAAAGAUAAAAACGCGAAAUGGCCACCACUCGUAGAUCACUGUUGUUCGCGUGCCAGUUCACGAUAGUUGUUUAUGCCCUCUUUGCAUCCGUCGCUCCGUGCUACGGUGAAAGUGAAGUUUUCCUUAAUGAUUUUCUCACACCAUACCACCACUCACAGAGACGUAGCAAGCGUUCUCUUCGCUACAUCCGAGAUUGUCAACCAGUGCAGUUUGGUAAUGUCACUCAUGAAGAAUUCCCUUCAUCAAAGGUCUUCCCCGCUGGUAAACCAUUCGUCCAAAUCAAAAAUUUCUUCUACGAGUUCGAAGAUGGCUCGAGAAAGGCCGAUGUCCAAGGGCAUGUAAGUGUGGUCGAAAACCCUUUGAACACAUUCUCUAUCCUGGAGCCUGGCGAGGUCGGUGGCUGCGGCAAAUCUGUAAGAUCGUCAGUCGCCAACAGCAGUCGACAGAAAAAGUGUCAUGUCGCCUCCAAUGCGGGGUUUUUCAAAACAAAGAAUGGGAAUUGCUUGGGGAACAUUGUCAGCAAUGGCAAGCUUGUUAUGGACGCUGAUGGAGUCCAAAAUGCGAAUUUCGGCAUUCGCAAAGAUGGUACCAUCGUAACUGGGUAUUUGUCUGAGAACACGGUACUAGACCAGGAAAACCCUUUUGUCCAGCUAGUGACUGGUGUAAUCUGGCUGGUCCGUAAUGGUGAGGUUUACGUCAAUGCCAGCAAGAAGGCUGAAUGUGAGGAUCUUCAGGAAAGUGGAAGUGUUGAUUUGUUUGUCAAUGUGUUGGCUGCCAGGACGGCAAUUGGUCAUGAUGCCCAGGGCAGGGUGGUGAUUGUCCAGGUAGACGGAAAGACACUACAAAGAGGGAUGGAUCUGUACUCAUUUGCUGAACUACUCAUCAAGUAUGGCCUGGUGAAUGCCAUCAAUCUCGAUGGAGGAGGCUCAACCACCAUGGUAGUAAACGGCUCUGUGGUCAAUUAUCCAAGUGAUAAAUGCGGGGACUUCAUAUGUGCGAGAGAGGUUUCCACCAUUGCCUGUUUCCAUGCCCCAGACUGUGAUCCACUGGACUGCAAUGGGCGUGGCACAUGUCAAAUGGGGGAGUGUGUCUGUGACCAUCCCUGGACAGGCCCUGGGUGUGACACCCAUGAGUGCAGACUAACAAAUUGCUCCAUGAAUGGGGUUUGUACCAAAGUUGGAUGCCAGUGCAAUGCGGGAUGGACUGGUGAACACUGUUUGCAAGCUUGCCCGAGUGGUACAUUUGGUGUUAACUGCGCCCAGAAGUGCUUGUGUUAUAAUGGUGGUAGCUGCGAUGUUGUGAGUGGCACCUGCACCUGUCGCCCUGGUUGGAUGGGAAGACUCUGCCAACUCUCCUGUCCACCAGGACGGUAUGGCGCACUGUGUGCAAAGUCGUGUAACUGCAGGGACACUUGCUACUGUGACUCCGUCAGCGGGCUAUGCCCUUCCCAUCAUGCAACAGGAUCGGGGCAUUUUGCAUCAAACCAGACAGAGCAAUGGAUGGCAUGCCUUGAAUCGACAAGAGAAGCCCCAUAUAAUCAGGCUAAAGAAGAAGCGGAGGAGAAAUACAGGAUCCUGUUUCCCUGGUUCAUCGUGAUGGCGUGCGUAUGUGCGCUGUGUAUUAUCGCAAUCUCUGUCCUUGUAUAUCUGGUGUGCAAAGCAAGAAAACGAGGAAAUGGAAGCCACGAGAGAUAUACUCUUACCAGUAGAGAAGAAGAACUGACAUAAACGUACCUUGACCACCCUGACAUUGUGAAAAUGGGCGUUGUACUUUUUUUUAAUAGCGUACACGAGGUCGUGGCAGUAUCCCCUGUAGCUGACUUUGUACAGUCUAGAUUCAUAAAAAAGCAAUUCACCUUGCGACAGCGGUGUAGCCAGGUUUUGCUGGGGGGGGGGGGGGGGGUGGCUUCAUACGGAAACGUUCUAUAAUAUUUGGCGAUUCUUCAAUAUGCAAAGACCUCUUUGGGACCCUAAUCCCUAGCCUGCUAGAUAGGUAGAAAUAUUGUAGAAAAAAGCAGAAUUUUGUGUGUGUUGGUUAUUAUCUUUUUAUGAAAUCGUCCAUCUAAUGGGCUUAAUCAUUCUCAAAAAUAAAAUUUGUGCAAAAAGA